CAUAUAUGCACAUUCUAAGUUAUAGAAAUUGAAGUAUACAUAUCGGUAUCAAAUAUAAAAGCCGGGCUAUUCACAUUUCAUUUUCACAAUGUUUUUUUGUCUGACGAAAACCGUAUUUUUUGUAUUUGGGGACAUUCAUAAGCUAAUCAUAACACAGAAAAGCUUAAAAGCUUGUACUAUGAGAUUAUGACCUAUGGAGUAUGGGGUAACUAUAGGCGAAGAUAUAAAAUUAUAUUUAUGGUACUCUAUAUAAAUAAUGAAGAAAAAAACAACGCACCAUAAUUAUGUUUGGACUCGUUGGAAUCUUCUUGACGAGCAGUAAAUGAUUGUUAUGAGAAAAGUUAUAUUAACUAGAGAUGCCCCGAGUAGUGGUUUUGACCUAAUACCGAAUAUUCGGCCCUUCUCUCGGCCGAAGCGCCAGCGCGCAUUAUUCGGUCGCCGAAUAUUCGGCGCCUAACAUGCGAGCAUUUUGAGUCACGUUAAUUAUGAAAAUUGUUCGCCAACAAAGCACAACGUUUAACUUUUGUUGCUCAGAAUCAGAACUAGUGAAUGUAGUUAGAGCCAAUCAAAUCAGACCCAUGAUACAAAUAAAAUUAUUUGUAAUCAACAAAUGCUAAAAAACAGGGUUUGUAUUUAACAACUUUCCAAGAAACAUGCUAAAAUUAAAUAUAGUGGUUUGUGGUUAUUUUUAAAAAAUUUCUUUUUACAGUACAACAGAUAUUCGGUCGAAUAGUAGGCAACAUUUGGCCGAAUACCGAAUGUUCGGCAAAAUGGCCGAAUACCGAAUAAUUGCCGAAUAUUCGUGGCAUCUCUACUAUUAUCUAUAAAAGGUUGUAUCAAAAAUUAUAUUUUUGACAAAGUAAUUAUUUUAAAGCGAAGCAAGAAUUAGGUAUUGACUGUAGAAGACCUAAACUAGAUGGCGCUAUAUGGCACCAUAAGUUUGUGUUGUAACUGAAUUGACAAUCAUCGACUUUUGCUACAGAACUACUUGCUACAUAAUCUACGAGCCUGGGGUCCCUACCGCGAAAAUUGAAAUGUGCAAAUUGCGUUGAUCUUUCUCUUUUGCUCUCACUAAGACGUAAUUAGAGUGACAGAGAAAAAUGCCCGCAAUUGACGAACUUCGAUUUUCGCGGUUAUAGCCCUGUAUAGUGAGCUGCGAAAUUGCAUGAAGAAAUUAUGAAUGAAUUCAUCGAUAAAGUCGCCGCUGAUGGUAUAGCGUCCUUUACUUCAGCUGCCAAAUUUCUAGACACGAUUUUUUGUCUUUGACAGAGUAAAUAAAUGUUUAAGAUAAAAUUGUAUUAAUCAAAAAGGAAAAAAGUGGCCAGUUCGAGUUCCUUAUUAUCACACAAUGAUUUUGUUUGUCACACUUGAUUUUUUUCUAACGAACAAACUCAAGUUGGACUUGUUUUUAAUUUUUAUGACCUGUUUAGUUCGUUAUUAUGCACUAGGUACAGUCAACCAAUUUGAAUCCUAGGCCACUAUAGAACCUUGUCGCUUUAACUACUAGAUACUUGACACGCAUUACUCAAUAAGCACUGUCGUAGAAGUCAUUAUGGCAUGGUUCUAUAGUGGCCUAGGAAUCAAAUUGGUUGACUGUACAUCUUUCUGCAUAACUACACCAAAUUUACUGUUAAUUAUAAAUACCACGGCGUUGUAUACGAGACAUUUUGAAUUAAAUUUAUUUUUGAUUGUUACAGAUGCACACAAUUCGUGAAAAUGUCGCCGGCCUCCCUAUUACCAGUGAUGAGCUUCGACCCGCCGACAGACGGACAACGGAGGCUCAAGGCUAUAACAGGGUUGUUUCAAAUUUUUUGAAACGCUUGUAUUACGUUCUAUAUUAACUAAAAGUUGCCCUAAAAUUCAACUUUUAUACUAAAAACGGCUUUAAAUAUGUUAAAUUAACAAAAUAUAUUUUGACAGAUGCUUUCGCGCCCAAAACGCUCUUUGAAAAUUGUGUGACGUUACAGUUUACGGUUUGACACAUAACUACAUACACACGUAGAAGAUACGAACUGUCAACUGACAUUUGUCAUUUGUUGUUUAUCGCGUAACUGUCAACAGUGUCAAUCCGAGAGUUGUGACGUCAUCAGAAUCUUCAAUAACGUUUCGAGUUUGGUCACGUGACGUGUGCCAAAAGAUAUUUUAAAUUCAAUAUUUACAAAAAUAUGGUCAUUACAGGUCCCCUAAAAGUAGUUUAACAUGUUCUUAUAAUCCAAAAGAAUUUAUUGGGAUACAAUUCUGCCCUAAGAUUUGUAGAUGGAAACAACCCUAUCGUGAAAAUCGAAGUUCGUCAAUUGUGGGCAUUUUUCUCUGUAACUCUAAUUAGGUCUUAGUGAGAGUAAAGGAGAAGGAUUUGCGAAUUUCGGUUUUCGCGGUAGGCCCCCUGACAGUUCCGUUCAACGUGGUUCGGAUUCGGAACCCUAAAAACCGGCCAAGUGCGUGUCGGAUUACCCAUAAUGAAGAGUUCCGUAUUUCUAAAAAUAUGUAGAAGCAAAAGGGCGUUAUCUUUCAGGUACCUACUUACAUCAUUAUUUGUUCACACAAUAGUGUUUUUUUUAUUCGUUGACAAAUUGCAAUGAUUAUGUAUGUAUUAUUAAAUAUUAAUUAUGUAUACAAUCUGUCUGUGUUAAAGAACUGAUUACUGAUGAAGAAAAAAAAUACAUGCGGUUAAUUUUUUUAUUAAAAUCUGUCGCCGUAAUAAGAACGGCUCUUGUUUAAAUAAAGCCUAUAUACCCUAUAUACGACCACUAUUUCUCUCUCAUGCACAGAGUAAGAGCAAGAUAUUUUUGCCGCGUUUUUUAUAGCACAGACGUGCAAGACAAGUGUUAUUUUAAACGUCACACUUCUAUAAAAUUAUGACGUUUAAAUAACACUUCUGUUACUUUGUUUGAAUAACAUUGUGCUAUAAAAAUCGCUGCAGACUUAUCUUGGUCUGACUCUAAGAUGGUUUGCUUCUCCCUACGAUAGCCCAAAGCGGUCUGGGGACAUCAUUUAGGAAUACUAAGAAUAGGCUAUAUGUACAGGUUUGAAUUUCUAUGGGAGUAUAUUCUGAUUCUACGGAACGGAUCUAAUAGGUAUUACUGCAAUAAGAACUAAUAACUCUGAUAAGGUAAAAUUCGAUGCAGUCAACCAAUUUAAAAAUGGCUGAAGUAUAGAACUAUAGAUAAUAGAUAUCUAUAAUAAGAUCUACAUAAUAAUAAUUUUCUCGUCUUCAUUAAAUUAUCGCCUAACUAAACUCUAAUAAACUAGAAAUUCCACCAAUACCUACACAAUUAUAUAUUACGUUAUGUACCAUGAUUCUGAAAAAUACAAUCACAUCGCAUACUACCCCAGGUAAAAAGUUUAUCUUUUCCAAAUAGCGAACAAUCACUUUACGACUAGAGGCCAAUAAAGAUUAUCUUAUAACUAAGCUGUUUAACAAUUGGCGCGCCCGCGCAUCUGGAUAUUCAAUGGACGUUACUUGUUACCUGUUUCGAAAAAUAAGCCUCUAAAAUUAAGAGUGUAAACUAAGUAGUGGUGAAUAUCGUGGUAUUUUCUUGAAACAAUAGGCAUGGGAGUUUUCGACAGGAACAAUUUGGCAAUGAUAGUUCAGUACACAUCUGUGCCUUCCAGCAGAGGGUUGCUUAAGAGUUAGUGAGAGUUUCUAAUAGUGUGACCAUUAAAUAGAAUUCUGGUAGUUUUCUCAGCCGUCUCAGUGAUACAUUAUGUCAAUUGACGCAUCCGUCAUGGAGCUUAACGCCGCCCACGCCCUACUGCAACUUCAGUGCGCUCCGGGGCGCGCUAAGUUGGAAAUAGAGGGCGCUGCUACAUUGUUUUUGAACUGCUUGCCAACUCCCCAAACUCCGUCAACGGCCGCUCAUCAGUCUCAAUCUACGCCUCUGAAUACUCCUAAGACGGUUCGAAGUGUCAGUUCUGGCGAUGAAAACUCGGAAAUCAGCAGUCCAUUCCAUAGCCCGAUUACAUACAAAAAAUAUAAAUAUGCUCAGAAAUAUAGACACGCUGCACCAGCCCACUCAAGACAAGACAAUCGCAAGAUAAAAAAGGAACCAGAGACGAAACAUACUCUACAAAGGAACCGUUUUUACGGUUACGUAUCAAAUUCUGAACCGAAGAAUUUAAAUCACAAAAUGACUCGUGAUCAGGGAACACAGACCGAUGAAGAUAAUUCAACAUUAAUUUCCGAGUUGUAUGCAACGAUUCAUUCCUUACGCAAACAACUACAGGACAGUCUUAAGAGAUCACCCCCUUCUCGGGUUGAAAAGCUGGACCCUGAUGUCUCGACUGAUGUGCUGAAGAUCAAACAGCUACAUCAGCAGGAAAACAUCCAAAACAAUAAGAGAAAAUAUAAGCGUAGUUCAAGUUCUUGCAUUACGGCCAAUACUCCAAAUUCGGACACAGAUGCAUCUGACGAUGAGUGGAAGCCUGAUGAUGAUUACAAGCCAAGCAAGCAAAUUAUUAAUGAGAUGCUGAAACCAAAGGGAAAUGAGAUGGUGCCAAUUGGAGAAGGAUACGCUACCGUGCCUGCCAGAGUUCUAAAGCAAAUUGAUUGGUCAUCAUACACUAGUGCGACAAGGAAACUGUUGACUUCGGUAUUUACACGCCGUGUGUUAGCCACUCAUUCUUUGACCGGGAAAUCUUCUCCCGCCUUCCCGGGAAAACCUGCAAAGAAACGUCUCGACCCGGAACUUGUUAAUGACAUCGUGCAAAUUGUUGUUGAAAGAUCCGGCGUCAAUGCAAGUUUGGUGCGAACCAGUAUUACCACGAAAUGUGCUGAUGAGAGCAAAAUGUACCGCAGUCGUCAACAGAAUAAAAAGAAACGGCCGUCGGACCAAGAAAAUCUUCCUCCAUCGCCGUACAUUGAUUCUUCCGACGAUACGUAUUAAUACGAUUACGAUUUACGAUUUCUGUUUCGUAUUAACUACUACUACUGUGGCAAAUAAGUACUGGACUAUGACAAACUCUGGAUUUGAUUAGUUAAGAAAGCCAUUAACAUUAUCCAGAUUCUUACAUUUCGAUGCCUU
Molecule: messenger RNA, 5021 nt
Organism: Cydia pomonella (codling moth)
Lineage: Eukaryota; Metazoa; Arthropoda; Insecta; Lepidoptera; Tortricidae
Product: early boundary activity protein 1-like
Exons: 8
Coding region: 3705-4883 (392 amino acids)
Biological process (GO): negative regulation of Notch signaling pathway; positive regulation of neuron differentiation
Cellular component (GO): nucleus
Molecular function (GO): transcription corepressor activity; DNA binding
Source: RefSeq, a predicted model, not a curated record